AUGGCUCAUCCUUCCCUUUGGCUCUUCUCUGUACUGAUCCUCUUUCUGAUGAUCACUGGGGGUCUCAGCUCGAGGCCACGGAUGGCCGCCAAUGUCCCUGAAAAUGACAACAGUUUCCCAAACCGGGAUUCCUGGAUGCGAGUUACCCCGUACCAACACAGGCAAGGGAUGGGUAACCGUCAAACGGACCGUGACGAGAUGCCGCCCGGGUCUCCGGGCUCCAGAGAAACCGGUGGUCCCAGCUUCGGUGGUACAGAAUCGGGGCUGGAUCGGCCGGCCAACCUCCGUCAGAAAGGGGCUUUUGUGGGGUUUGCUUUCCCAUACCCCGAACAGGAGAACCACAACAACCCGGGGCCCGAGAGAGCGAAGAAGCAGGGCAGGGCGCAUCGGCGCCAUACGCGAAGGAAGAGGCUGAAACAACACCGAGGGAAAGGCUCCAAGCUGAGACCACGGGCCUUGGUGAAAAAGCCGGACAGCCUUGUGGAGCAUUUUCGGCCCUUCCAAGGGGAAGGAGCUGCAGUUGGCUCGGCCCCCACCUCUCUCCCCAGCCCCGUGGCCCAGACAUUGAUCGAGGAUCCCCUUCCUCCCGUCCGGGCCAUCUCCUCCCAGCCCCAGCUCCGUGAAUGGCAAGAAGGUGAUGUUAUGCCCACCCUGGACAUGGCUCUCUUCGACUGGACGGACUACGAAGACCUACGUCUGGACCUGUGGACCUCUGACAGGAAAAAAGGGCGGACUCACAAAAGCAGCAAUGAGACCACGUCGGCCGAAGGGGAGCCCUGCGAUCAUCACUUGGACUGCCUCUCAGGUCUCCGCUGUUACGCCAAAUUCCACCGGAACCGCAGAGUCGUCCGACGAAGAGGCCGCUGUGUGGAGCCGGACUCUGCGGAUGCCAAUCAGGGGUCUUUCCUUAACAUCUAG
Molecule: messenger RNA, 918 nt
Organism: Thamnophis elegans (Western terrestrial garter snake)
Lineage: Eukaryota; Metazoa; Chordata; Lepidosauria; Squamata; Natricidae
Product: draxin-like
Exons: 4
Coding region: 1-918 (305 amino acids)
Biological process (GO): axon guidance; Wnt signaling pathway
Cellular component (GO): extracellular region
Source: RefSeq, a predicted model, not a curated record